Molecule: messenger RNA, 2357 nt
Organism: Sarcophilus harrisii (Tasmanian devil)
Lineage: Eukaryota; Metazoa; Chordata; Mammalia; Dasyuromorphia; Dasyuridae
Gene: IL10RB
Product: interleukin 10 receptor subunit beta
Exons: 7
Coding region: 180-1211 (343 amino acids)
Molecular function (GO): interleukin-10 receptor activity; protein binding
Source: RefSeq, a predicted model, not a curated record
CCAUGAGCUGUCUCCGCCCCGGCAAGUUUAAGAGCCAGAUGAAUAAUAAAGGCACCGCCUCGCAUCCCCUUCCCCUCAUCCUCGAGGGGUUUUGGUUUUCCUUUCUUUAUAUAAAAACUGCGUCUCUAAAGAAAUUUACCUAAAAGAAGACGGGAGGCGAGAUCGCGAUCCUCCCAGACAUGGAAAGCAGUUUCCAGCUCUGUCUGUAUAGCUGCCUCUUAAUCUCAGUUCUAGGAAUACUGCCAGAGCCAAAAAAUGUAAGAGUGAAUUCAGUUAAUUUGAAACACAUUCUACAGUGGGAGCCACCUGAUUUUCCUAAGGAAAAUGUGACCUACACAGCCCAGUCUACAAGUUAUACUUCAUUCACAGACAAGUGCAAGAAUAUUAUUUUCACCAGCUGUGAUUUCUCAAGUAUUUCCAAGUAUGGUACCUAUAUCUUGCGUGUCAGGGCUGAAUUUGAAGAUGACCACUCAAAUUGGGUAAACAUCAUCUUUUGUCCUUUGGAUGAUACCGUCAUUGAACCUCCUCAAGUACAAAUAGAAUCAUUGACUGGUUCUUUACAUGUAAGCUUCUCAUAUCCACACAUUGAAAAUGAACCUAAUGAAUGGACUUUAAAAGAUUAUUAUCAUUCAUGGCGUUACAGAAUACGAUACUGGAAAAAUAACACUGAUCAUAAGUUUGAAAAAGAUACCAUGUAUGACUUUGAAGAGCUUACUGAUCUGGAUCCUCACACAGUUUAUUGUCUUCAAGUUCAAGGAUUGGUAAUUGAAAAGAACAAAAGUGGAGAAUGGAGUCAGCCUAUCUGUGUCCAAACUACUGAAAAUGGAUUGCCUUCACACUGGAUUACUGUUACUGUGCUUAUUGUAUCCAUGAUUGUGGUUUUAAUUUUGGUGCUUGGUUGUUUUUGCAUAUGGUACUUCUACCGAAAAGCAAAAUGUGUAUUCUUUCUUGGGUAUUCUUUUCCUCAGCAUCUGAAAGAGUAUUUGGACCAACCUUCCAAAAACAUUUCAUAUCUCUUGCCAGUACCUUCCAAUGAGGGUGAAUCCUUUGAUAAAUUAAGUAUAAUAGAAGAAUCUGAAAACACUGGGCAUGACACAAUGGAUCCAUGUAACUGUUCGACAAAAGUUUUGCAACAAUCCCUACUUUCUGGAGAAAAAAACCACAUAGCUGGUCAUAGAAUUCAGAAAGUUUGUCCAGUCUCAUCCAAGUGAAGAAGACGUAGUGAAAUAGAGUUAGGCCAUCAGAUCAAACUCUGACUCAAGAGCCUUCCAUAAAUAAAUUGGUUGUAAAUUGAAAUGAUCAUUUGGCAGAAAAUCCUGCAUUAUUAUUAUUUCCCACUUGAUAGAUUAAUAAAAAACAAAAAGGGUAUUUUUGAGAUUUCUCUUUCAUCAGAAUACUUUUUGAUGUAUCUGAUGCCAAAGUGACAAAUUUAAUAAAAAUUAUCAUUUGAAGGAAAUAAUGCAAUCAAGAGCCUCUAAAAUCCUAACUAAAUAUAUGCUGUUCCUAGGGAGGGAGAGGGGAGGGAAUAAUUGAUGCAAUUUAAGAUCUAAAUAAUGCUGUACAAAAUACUAAUUUUUUUUCAAGAAAAUUUUUCCUAGAAUUUUAUAUUUUUGCUCUUGUAAUAUGAAUAAUGUCACAUCAAUCUGUAUUUUUCUAAUUCAAUAUAUCAGUGACACAAUUUGUGUGAUUAUUAUAAGACUAAAUAAUUUGAUUGUUACUUACAUUGUCUACCUCUCAGGGCUGUUUUGAGAAUCCAGUGCGGAAAUGUUAUGGAAAAUGCUUGUAGUCAUGAAACUAUGUAAAGCUGAGCUACUGCUAAAGUCUAAAUAAUGCUGUACAAAAUACCAAAUUUUUCCAAGAAAAUUUUUCCUAGAAUUAUUUUUAUAUUUUUGCUCUUAUAAAAUGAAUAGUGCCACAUCAAUCUGUAUUCCUCUAAUUCAAUAUAUCAGUGACACAAUUUGUAUAAUUAUUAAUAAGACUAAAUAAUUUGAUUAUUAUUUACAUUAUCUACCUCUCAGGGCUGUUUUGAGAAUCCAGUGAGAAAAUGUUAUGUAAAAUGCUUGUAGCCAUAAAACAUUAUGUAAAGCUGAGCUACUGUUAAUGUCAGUUUACAAUAUUUUAAAAUGAAUUUGAUUUUGAAUCAAAGAGGCAGGAGUUAUGAGAAUUAGGAGAAAAGUUCUAGUCACAUUUCUUCUAUUUAUUUGCAAUCUUAGGAAUAUGCUCUUCCAUGUAUACUUACACAGUUCCUUAUUCCUGAAAAUGUCCUUCCCCUAAUUUGCAAUCUUUGCUUAUCUGAAAUGUUCUUUAUCUUCCUAAGCUCAAAUAUUGCCAGUCCAAUAAAGUCUUUAUAUAUUCUA